AUGAGUUCGCUCAACAGGUCCAUCUAUACCGAGCGUUUAAUGCGUGUUGCUCCGCAAAUACGCACGGCCGGCAUCUCUGGAGAUUAUAGCGAGCCGACCGUCGGCGAACUGUGUGCGAGCUACAACUUUCUGGGCAGCGUGACCCCAGAUAAGAUUCACAUGUUUCAUCACCGUGGCGGCGAUGUAGGGACGGCGCAUCGCCACUGGGGGCUGGCGCGGGACCCCGCCGCAGACGCCGACACGCGGUAUGGCCUAAAAACCAAAGGCGACGGCGACAUCGAUCCCUGCCUACGGCCGGAUCUCCACGCCAGCCGGGGGAGCGCCCUCCUGAGCGCGUCGGGCGACCGCCGCCGGGAGCGGCACCCCCUCGGCCGCACGCCCGCCCCGUCCUACGACAUCCCCGAGCCCCCUGCCGGUUUCGGCGUGUCCACCCUCAAAGACGGCUCCGUCAGUGCCCUGAUGAAUGGCUGGCGUAACGUCGACAUCCGGCACGCGCCGGGGGCCUCCAUGAACCGGGGCUACAACUGGGAGGCGGCCGGAAUUGACACGCGGCAGCACCGCUUUGGACGAGCCACCCCGCAUGGGGAGGACAGCACGGCCGCCGGGAUGCGGACGUUGGCGGGCCGUCCCGGGCUCACCCUUGUCCCAAAGGUCGUCAAGGAGUUCCACCUUACCAAGGAUGCCGUGUUGGGCCAAAGCCGGCGCUACGGCUUUACCGACCCCGCCGCACCGAAAGGUGAGGAGACCCAACGACGUGUCACAGCCGGUGCUGCAGUACAACGCGGACGGGCCGCGAAUGGCUUUCAGGUGGAGCAGCCCACCGUGAAGGAGCUGCUCUCCUCAUGGGCGGUCCACCAAGGGGGAGGAGGAGGGGGGGGGGGCCGCUGGUUCAGAAGGGGGUGGCUCAGCCCACGCCUCCGAGCUCGGCGACUCCGCCAGGGGGCUGGGGAAGUCUCCUACCGAGGCGAUGGUCUCCCAGCCACGGCAAAAGCUCGGCGACGAGGCCACCGCGGCUCAGCUUCUGUACCCUUCCCACUAUGUGACCCUGGGUGUGGACUCGGUGAACUUCGCGGGCGGUCGGGCGCUGGACGAUAUCCGGGAUCUGUGUCACAAAUGCAAUUUCGGCUUGACCGAAGCCCAGAUCCAGCAGGUGUUCUCAGCUAUCGCGGUUGA
Phytomonas sp. EM1 is the source of this 1173-nucleotide messenger RNA. The record is from the annotation of a GenBank genome assembly. NCBI's taxonomy places the organism in Eukaryota, Euglenozoa, Kinetoplastea, Trypanosomatida, Trypanosomatidae.